AGCAAUAAUUCCAACCACCGGAUUGCUUACAGGUUGAAAUAAGAAUGGUUCCUUCAAAUUUCUUCCAAUCCUCUCUCUUGUCUCUAUCUCUCUCUUCCUCUGUCUCUCUCCUUUCUAAGAACUGAGAGGGAUUUCAUGAAGUCCCGAGGCUUUGAUCCUUCCUUCACUGGGAGGACUACCCUUACUUUAUUCUCUCUUGUCAAGUUUAUUAUCCUUUCUUCUCUUAUAGUCCUGUUUCUUAAUGUCUUUCUCUCUCUUUAUACUACUGUUUCAAAGCCUUAUUACUCCAGUAUAAAGCAGCCAAUUUUUAAGUUUUCUUCUUCUUCUUCUUUUUCUUCUUCUUCUUCUUCUUCUUCAAACUCUAUGCCGUUUUCUAUAUACCAAUCUAAUUCUAAUAUACUACAAGGUUCUUCUUCAGCACCUACUCCCAAAAAUCCUUCUCAAUUACCAGCUGCUCCGUCUAAAAUAGACAAAUCUCCCAUUUCUUCUCCUCUUCCUUCAACUUUUUCUUCAUUGAAUUCUACAGACUCCCUCUCUGUUUCUGCUUCCAAUAACUUGGAUAAUUCUUCCAUCCCAUAUAAAUAUUCUUCUCGAACAUUAAUCCAGGAUUCUUCUUCUACUACUACUUCUAUUUCAAACUCUUCAUCAUCAUUUCCUACUGAUUACUUGAAUUCUUCCAUCACCAUUAAUCAAAAUCCAGAAAGACCAGUUGUGAGCAAGAGAUCAUUACCAAAGGGAUGUGAUCUAUCUAAAGGCGAAUGGAUCGAAGAUCCAAACGCGCCAUACUACACAAACUCGACAUGUGGGAUGAUACAGGAGCACCAAAACUGUAUCAAAUUUGGAAGGCCUAACUUAGAUUUUCUCAAGUGGAGGUGGAAGCCUGAUGGCUGUGAUCUUCCUCUUCUAGACCCAGCCCAGUUCUUGGAGCUAAUGAGAGGGAAGACCUUAGCCUUCAUUGGAGACUCUUUGGCUAGAAACCAAAUGCAGUCUUUAAUGUGCCUUCUAUCCAGGGUGGAGUAUCCGAAAGAGAUAUCGUCCUCAGAAGAGAACCUAACACGCAUGUUUUAUCAAAGCCACAACUUUACCAUUUGGUUCUUCUGGUCGCCAUUCCUGAUCCGAGCAGAGCAAUCCAAUGAGACCAUCUACAACUUCCCUUACUGGAACAUCUACCUCGACGAGCCUGACCCGCUCUGGCCAUCCCACCUCCCGAACUUCGACUACGUCGUCCUCAACACCGGCAACUGGUACACCCGCCCCACACUCUUCCACCUCAACCGAACCCUCGUCGGCUGUCACUAUUGCUCCAUCCCCAACGCUCCAUACAUGAGCAUGCGCCGCGCCCAUCGUCGCGCCUUUCGCACCGCCCUCAAUUCCAUCUCCAACGCCGGCAAGCACGGCGGCUUCAAAGGCCUGACCAUCGUGCGAACGGUUUCGCCGUCGCACUUCGAGGGCGGAGAGUGGAACAAAGGAGGCGACUGCGUGCGAACGAAGCCGUUUCGGGGCAAGGAGGCGCCGAACCUCGAGGGAUUGGAGAAGGAGAUGUAUAAGGAGCAGCUGAAGGAGUUUUGGAAGGCAAAGUGGGAGGGGAGCGAGAUGGGGCUGGAGUUCCGGCUGCUGGAUGCCACUAAGGCGAUGCUGAUGAGACCAGAUGGGCAUCCGAGCAGGUACGGCCACUCGGCGGCUGAGGUAUUGGUCAUGUCUAAUGACUGCGUGCAUUGGUGUCUUCCUGGUCCUGUGGAUAUGUGGAAUGAUUUUUUGUUUCGAGUUCUUACCAUCUGAUGUGUAUGAGAUUCUUUGGAUGGUUUAUUUAUUUCUCUGUGUUUUAUUUAUUUGGAUUUAGGGGUUAUGAAAAUGUGAAUGAUUGUUAAAGCUAUUGAUUCUUUAAUAAAUAU
Molecule: messenger RNA, 1892 nt
Organism: Dendrobium catenatum
Lineage: Eukaryota; Viridiplantae; Streptophyta; Magnoliopsida; Asparagales; Orchidaceae
Product: protein trichome birefringence-like 19
Exons: 2
Coding region: 136-1779 (547 amino acids)
Cellular component (GO): Golgi apparatus
Molecular function (GO): O-acetyltransferase activity
Source: RefSeq, a predicted model, not a curated record